This is a messenger RNA of Meleagris gallopavo (turkey), 553 nucleotides long. NCBI's taxonomy places the organism in Eukaryota, Metazoa, Chordata, Aves, Galliformes, Phasianidae. The record is from RefSeq and is a predicted model, not a curated record.
CCCCCUUUUUAUCUCCCAAAACCCUCCCUUCUGCCCCCCAACCCCUCAUUUUACCCCCCCAAACAACCACAUUUCCCCACUUCUCCCCCCACAGUCAGCACUCGAUGGUUAUCACGUCUGCAUCUUUGCCUAUGGGCAGACGGGCAGCGGCAAAACCUACACUAUGGAGGGGCCAGAUGCUUUGGACCCCGAGAGGAGGGGGAUGAUCCCCAGAGCAGUGCACCGCGUCUUCCAGGGAGCACAGGAGCUGGCAGAGAAAGGCUGGCAGUAUCGUUUCAGCGCCAGUUUCCUGGAGAUCUACAACGAAUCCCUGCGGGAUCUGCUGGGCGCUCGGGCGGAGCGUGGGGAGCUGGAGAUCCGCAGGGUCAGCUCAACCAGCGAGGAGCUGCACGUCCCCAACCUGCGCUGCGUCCCCGUGGCCUCCGAGGACGAGGUGAAUGACAGAAACCUGCUUUUAUAUCAUAGAAUCACAAGGCUGGAAAGGACCUGCAGCAUCAUCCACUCCCACCUUCCCCCAUUUCCCCUUGCUCAGCACUAAACCACCUCGUAGCUC